Messenger RNA from Drosophila bipectinata, 1079 nucleotides. Its product is annotated as transcription factor Ouib. The record is from RefSeq and is a predicted model, not a curated record. Gene Ontology annotation, biological process: regulation of transcription by RNA polymerase II. Lineage: Eukaryota; Metazoa; Arthropoda; Insecta; Diptera; Drosophilidae. Gene Ontology annotation, cellular component: nucleus; chromosome. Gene Ontology annotation, molecular function: chromatin insulator sequence binding; zinc ion binding.
CAGUGCGCCAAUAUACGUGGAGCUUAAACAAUACAUUUGUUUUAAAACAAAAAUAUAUUAGCCCUAAGAUGCCGAAUAUGAUGUGCCGUAUUUGUUCCAAACAGGGGGCCACAACAAACAUUUUCCUACCAAAAAACCGGCAUCUUCACAGACAAAUUCAUUCCAUUACUGGAGUCCAGUUGAGCGAUAGAAACGAGCUGCCCAGCCACAUGUGCCAGGUGUGCGUGGGUGAUUUGGAGGGCGCCAUCAAGUUCCGCCAACGCUGCAUUAUUUCCGAGAAGCAACACUUGAGCCGACUAAACUCCUCGGAAUCUGACAAUGAUGACCCCCCGCUAAAAGAGUCAAACGAAUUCCGAAAAAACCUGUAUUUCUCGGAAUCAGAUGAGCCCCAAAAUGAAUGUGAUACAGUUUUAAGCUCGGAUAUCGACACGGAGUCUUGCAAUUCCGAGGAAGCCCAGGCGGACGCUUCCUUUAAAGUUCCAAUACCAGUUUCCAGGGCUGGUCCUUAUACAUGUGAUCAAUGCGGAAAAUCGAUUAAUCACUGGACCAACUUUCAGGAGCAUAGGCUCAGGCAUACGGGCAUCAAGGACUUCAAGUGCCAGUUUAGCGGCUGCGGUAAGUCCUUUGCAACCCGAAAGGAGCUUACCCGCCAUAUCCGUCGUCACACUGGUGAGCAGCCUUAUCCCUGCAAUUACUGCCCCCGUCGCUUCUCUGAUGUGGGCGCCCGAGAACAGCAUCAUCGACGACAUCGAAACGAGCGUUACUACCAGUGCGAUGUUUGCGAAAAAAGCUUCGUUAGCUCGGGCUGUCUUAACAAGCAUAGAAUGACACAUUCUUCUAACCAGAUCAGGCAACACUAUUGUGAAAUUUGUGACAAAAGUUUUUUGCGAGCGGGUCUUCUGAAGCAACAUUUGAACACAGGCGUUCAUUUAGAUAGGCUUCUCCUGGCAGAUACGGAUUCCAUAUGUGAUUAAACGAACCACCGUGAUGUAAAAUCAGUAUUCUAGUGAAUAUUUAGAAAAAGUUCUAAAUGUUAAAUUUAAACUAAUUUAAAAUUAAAAUAAAGCAUUUGUUAUAUA